Messenger RNA from Penicillium verrucosum, 222 nucleotides. RefSeq lists its product as uncharacterized. The transcript has 4 exons. The annotation marks the transcript as partial. The record is from RefSeq and is a predicted model, not a curated record. NCBI's taxonomy places the organism in Eukaryota, Fungi, Ascomycota, Eurotiomycetes, Eurotiales, Aspergillaceae.
CUAGGAGGAUUAGCUACUACGAUUUCUUACGGUCGCUUACCUCCUAUUCCGCUAAGUCUUAAUAAGCUACUUAGAUAUAUAAAGGCGAGCCUAGUUCGAAACCUCGCUAUAUACAACUCUACUUUUCUUAUACUCCGGCGUAUAAAGCGGCUUCGCCUUUAUUUUACACUGUUUUAUAAUAGGUAUAAGCGAUCGGAUCUUAUAUUAGAUAACGAUAAAUAG